Molecule: messenger RNA, 910 nt
Organism: Zea mays
Lineage: Eukaryota; Viridiplantae; Streptophyta; Magnoliopsida; Poales; Poaceae
Exons: 1
Coding region: 47-709 (220 amino acids)
Molecular function (GO): protein binding
Source: RefSeq, marked validated
CCAGUCUCCCCUGGCAAUCUCCGUCUUGCAAACCCUAGCCGCUGCCAUGGCAUAUCUAGCUCCCGCGACCGCCGCCUCUUCUCUCCGCACCCCCAUCUACGUAGCCGCCUCUUCCCGGCGCCGUUCCUUUCUCCCCGCCGCCGUCAAAGCCAUCGCCAGUUCUGCACAUCCCAUCCUCUCCUCCCUCCGCAUGGCCGCCUCCGCCGCCGUUCUCUUCGCCGCCACUUCCCCGGCACUCGCGUGCACCCCCUCCGUUCCUCCGCCCCCGCUCACUCCUCUGACAGUCACGGUGUCCCACGACGACGCCAUCCCAGACGCCUCCCGACUCUUCGAGAAGCUGAUAAUCGAGACUGCCUGCCUCGCGCGCGUCGGCCGCGCGGACGAAGCGCGCUCGCGCCUGUCCACAGCCGGAUGUGGAGAGAGCUACGCCCGCCUCCUAGCCGCUCAGGUUCUGUUCGUGGACGGGAAGUUGGACGAGGCGAUCGCAGCAUUCGAGGAGCUUGCGCGGGAGGACCCCGCCGACUAUCGCCCUCUGUUCUGCCAGGGCGUGCUGUACCUCGCCCUUGGAAGGGAGGCGGAAUCAGAGUCCAUGCUCGAGCGAUGCCGCGAGGUCGGCGGCGACGCGCUAAUCAUAGAUCCGUCAGUGAUGAUAACGCCGAACGUGGAGACGGAAUUCGAUGGGGAGAAGCCGGAGCCGGCGAAGGUUUGACCUGUAACUCUGCAGCGGAUGAUCUCAUAAUAAGGUAACACUGGCAUUUUGGUAACCAUAGACGAAUAAGAAUGAGGGAAAUUUCAGAACAUGUUCCGGUGAUACUAAUUAGCUAGAGGAAAAUUUGACACGGAAAGUUCCUUAUUCUGUAGAAUGUGCCUUUGUGGUGAGUAAAGAUGUCCAUUUCAUAUGGCCUUUGUG